AUGCCCCUAUAUGCUAAGUUCAUGAAGGAAUUGUUGACAAAGAAAAGAUCCUUGAAAGAGGGACAAACGGUUUUGAUGACCAGGGAGUGUAGUGCCAUCAUCCAGAAAAAGUUGCCAAAGAAGAUGAAAGACCCAGGGAGCUUUCAUAUCCCCUGCACAAUAGGCAACAUGAUGAUUGAGAGAGCAUUUUGUGACUUUAGUGCAAGCAUAAAUCUGAUGCCUCUAUCUUUGAUGAGGAAGCUUCAGAUUCAUGAAUUGAAACCCACAAAGAUAGCUCUUCAAAUGGCGGACAAAUCUAUUCAGCAAGCACUCGGGGUUGUAGAGAAUGUAUUGGUAAAGGUGGACAAAUUUUUCCUCCCAGUUGACUUUGUCAUCCUAGACAUAGAGGAAGAUGUCAACACUCCCAUUAUCCUAGGGAGACCUUUCUUAGCUACUGCCAGGGCAUUGAUAGAUGUUGAAAAAGGAGAAUUGAUGCUAAGGGUGCAUGAAGAGCAUAUAGUGUUCCAUGUCUUCAAGAAUUUGCAAGAUUCCACCCAAGAGGAAGGGUGUAUGAAGAUCGAUUCCAUAGAUUCAAACUUGAAAGAAGCACCUGAUGAGACACUUCCAAUGCACCUAAGCCCAUGCUGGGAAGAAAGGAAAGAGGUGGAGGUGUUGCAACAAGAUCAAAGAAUAGAGGAGAAGCGACAACCAAAGCCUGCAUUUGAGACUCUCAGCAAGAACCUUCCAAAAAUUGAGGCUCCAAAACCUGAACUACUUCCUGGAAAAGAAAAGAGUCCUAAGAAGAAACGAGCUGGUGCUCCUACAGUUCCCGCCCCAGCUUCAACUCUAGCUCCCUUCGGCCUCGAAGAUCAUCAGGUUCCAUCAAAAGUUUCUAUCUUACUCUGUUAA
Molecule: messenger RNA, 888 nt
Organism: Arachis duranensis
Lineage: Eukaryota; Viridiplantae; Streptophyta; Magnoliopsida; Fabales; Fabaceae
Exons: 2
Coding region: 1-888 (295 amino acids)
Biological process (GO): proteolysis
Molecular function (GO): aspartic-type endopeptidase activity
Source: RefSeq, a predicted model, not a curated record